AUGAGUGACGGAACCAGGAAAGCUGUUGUCAAAAAUGUUGACAUGUCAGAAGAAAUGCAACAAGAUGCCAUUGAUGUGGCAACUCACGCCUUCGAGAAAUUUAACAUUGAAAAGGACAUUGCUGCGUACAUAAAAAAAGAGACAAGUUCAGUCUCCCCUAAGAUCACCGAUUAUCGCCAUGCCAUCCACCGAAUUCGACUACGCCACCACGAGGCGCUUCAGUAA
Mesocestoides corti is the source of this 225-nucleotide messenger RNA. The record is from the annotation of a GenBank genome assembly. NCBI's taxonomy places the organism in Eukaryota, Metazoa, Platyhelminthes, Cestoda, Cyclophyllidea, Mesocestoididae.